CACGAGUAGCCUGUAUUAAUAAUUGGCCAGGUACGUAGCCGGGCGGCCUAAAAUAGCAACACGAGUCGAGCAUUGCGUGGUGCGGAUUGAGCGAACCACUUGUGCAACCAUGGCGAACCGGCCACAAACAUUGAUAUGUAUGGGCACAAACACAUGUACACGAUAUCCACACUCGCCCCCAUGAUGCGCAGUUUCCGCUCGAGCUGAGCAGCGCCGAACCGCGUGCUAGACAUAGUCCCUAGUCCUCCUUCUCCCUCUCCUAGUCUUGCGUCCCAAAAGUUUGGUUCUCACCCCAGGCGCCGAUCACCUCACAACCACCAACCAAGCUCUCCAGCAGCCCAUCUCAGGAGACAAACUGCUCCCGGACCUCUCCCUCCGCGCUCCCUCGCUGCCUAUACACCCUCUCGACUCCCCACUUCUAUCCUUCGCAUUCAUAAAUUCCUCCAUACCGUCAUCACCCUCUUCACAAUUUCCCUGUGGCCUGUGCGGUCCUCCUCCGAUCCCCGUCAACCGCGCCAACGCAUACGUCCGCCUCGUUGACCCUCCUCCUUGCAGGUUAUAGAUGACGCUUCGCCGGUCGCCCUAUCUUCCCUCGAGAGUCGUAGUGGCGCAUAUCCAUGCAGUCAAGUAUCAGAGCUCAGGCUGAGAUCCAGGCCCAGAGGAAGAAGCUUGCAAAUUCCUAUCAGCAGCUCCUCGAUGAGUUCUCGGGGAAAGAUCUAAAGAACGUCGGCAAUUAUGCGCUGGGCCGUCUCAUCGGCAAGGGGAGCUUCGGAAAAGUGUACCUAGCAUCGCACAAACUCACAAACGGCUCCAGAGUGGUGCUAAAGUCGGCCAAGAAAGACGACUCGAAUCUCGCGCGCGAAAUCCAUCAUCAUCGCCAAUUCACACAUCCACAUAUUGCUAGGUUAUACGAGGUCAUUGUCACCGAAUCACUGGUUUGGUUGGUGCUCGAGUACUGUCAAGGCGACGAGUUAUACAACUACCUCCUCGACAAAGGCCCGCUCGAUCCCCCCAAGGUUCAAAGAAUCUUCACCCAGCUCGUGGGCGCCGUCUCCUACGUUCACAACAAAUCGUGCGUUCAUCGCGACCUCAAGCUCGAGAACAUCCUGCUCGAUAAUCAUGAAAAUGUGAAGCUCGUUGAUUUUGGAUUUACGCGAGAAUAUGAGGGAAAGUCCAACUAUCUACAGACAUGGUGCGGCACCGUGUGCUACAGCGCGCCAGAGAUGCUGAAGGGCGAGAAAUAUGCCGGAGAGAAGGUCGACGUCUGGAGUUUAGGUAUCAUUCUCUAUGCGCUUUUGGUGGGCGAACUGCCCUUUGACGAUGAUGACGAAAUGGUUACGAAAAUGCGAAUCUUGAAAGAGGAACCAAAAUACCCAGAAAGCUUUCCACCACAAGCCAAAGAGCUAUGUCAGAUACUGUUAUCAAAACGGCCGUUGUUACGGCCGACACUUGCAGACAUCUUACAGAACCCAUGGUUGUCGGAGUAUGCACCAAGGCAGCAAGAAAUUCUGAAGCUGCAACAGCCCGCGCCAUUCUCGACCGAUUUGGAGAAAGAGGUGUUGCAGCGAAUGCGUGGGGCGGGUGUGGACAUCGAUCAGGUCAUUGAAAAUGUUCUCGCGCAACGGUGCGAUUCUUUGGCUGGCUGGUGGGCACUGUUGCUUGAGAAAGAAGAAAGGAAGGCCAGGAGAAGAGAGCGUAAAAGAAAGGAAAAAGAGGCUGAAGCACGGAGUUUGAAAAGAUUGAGUGCCGCCAGCAGUCGCCUGGACAGACUCGCACCGACCAUCAAAGAAAUGGAGGAAGAAGGACUGCAUCCCCCCCUACCAGGAGAUGCUUCGGGUAGUCGGGGAAGGGCUCUCAAGCGUUCAAGUAUGCAGGGCGCGCCGGAACUUCCAAAAUUGCCGGAAUCAGCAAACUCUCCCAAUCUCGACUCUGAUCUACCCCCGCCUCCCAUCGAGAAAGACAUUGUCCGAAGCUCCAACUCCUCAUCACGUCCCCCUCCACCACCCAAGGAAAUGAGCAGACGAAAGUCGCAGGCCAGCAUGCUCCAAGUUGUAUCCACUAAUCCCGAUCUACUCCAUCCCAAUGGCUUCAUCCCCAAACGUCGACGAAAAUAUCAAGCUCCUUUCUUGAACCACCUCACGACCCUCCGAAAUUGGAUUAAAGAGACCUCGAAACGCGCUCGCUCACCGGGAGGCUCCAAAGCUAGCAGUCACAAAUCGCCUACGAUACCAGAACACACCUCGCCCGAUACCCGCCCCCGUCGAUCUAGUAAUGCUAACCGCAGCUCAACCGUUUAUAUUCAGCACUCAAAUAGCACAUCAUCAGCACAGGCCAACCACCGAAGAAUCUCCACCCACAGUAGUACUGGCAAACGACCCUCCAUUUCUCCCUCCCCACUAACCCCGCGCUCCUCCUACCGCCGCUCCUCGGGUGGCCUCCGCGGUCGCAAAUCAACCUCCUCAUCCGUUUCCUCCAUCCGCUCCAUGCCACACCACCACCAUUCCCACUCCAAAGCCUCGUCGACAUCCUCCGCCAGCAUCACGUCCCCCGUGGGCAGCGUCUCUGGCCACAAAUCAACGCGCUCCCCCCACGCCUCGGUCAAAGUCCUCCCUGCAACCCCAACCAACUCGUCCUUUCCAACCUCGAUCCGCGUCGUCCGCGGGCCCUUCAGCGAAGGCGGCGCCGCCUUUGGCGCCAUGCCACACUCGCCCGGCCUCAUCUUCGCCAAGCGCAAACGAAGCCCCUUCAAAGGCCCCAUGCUCAACCUCAACAACGGAUCCUCGCCGGCCUCCAACCCCCGCAUGCGCGGCACAGAUGGCCAGAGCUCACGCAGCACGAGCAUUCAGGGUCGUCGCAGCGGCGAGAUCAUGGGUAUCACAGAGGAAGAGGAAGAAGAAGAAGUGGAGGAAGUCGAUGAUUUCAGCCCGAUCAGAGAAAACAGCAUGGUGGAGCUUGUCGAGGAGGCCGAGGAACCUUCGUCGCCUUCGCCUGCGCCUGUCGUUGUCACGCCGCCGUCAGUCGCCGGUGGUGCUGAAGAGAAGGCGGGCGAGAAAAGAGCGUCGUCCCUUUUUGGACCAAAGUUGACGGUUCCGGGGGUUGUCGAGGAAGGUGAUGAGGACGUGGCGGGAUCGUCAUCGUUAUUGGCUGCUGCUGCUGCUGCUGGUGGUGAGCCGUCGACGUCGGAGGACAAAGGCAAAGAUCGAAUUGUGCCGAUUGUGUUGGAUAAGCAGGGCGGGAUCAGUCCUGCGGGAACAGAGGCGGGGAAAGAGUGA
Molecule: messenger RNA, 3272 nt
Organism: Periconia digitata
Lineage: Eukaryota; Fungi; Ascomycota; Dothideomycetes; Pleosporales; Periconiaceae
Source: the annotation of a GenBank genome assembly